UUCAACUGUCAUGUUUUACUUCAAUAAUCUAUGUUACAAUCUUCAUGGUCCGGUAAGGGUCGCGGAGGAGAUUUUCUGUCACGCGAGGAUUUAUUUUACUGUGGCCACCACUAUCACGGUUAUUCUUUUACACUAGAAAAAUAAUCGGUUUAAAUAUCUAAACUACAUAUAUUUCAUUGUCAUUUCGCAAGGCCGGUUCAAAUAUUGGAAACAGCAAUUGGACAAAAAAUAAGUAGUUAAAAACGUUCGUUAAGGAUCAGUGCGGGUGAACUUAAAGAACACCAAGAGCAAAUAAACCGCGCUUUACAAUUAACAAACCAGGUGUAACUACCAUUCAGAAGUCACAGACUAUAGUUAAGUUUACAACCAGUGACAUUUGCAAAAUAAAACGUUCACUAUGAAUUGGCGGAGGAUAAAGUUUCCUAUAUUUUUAAUAUGUUUCCAAGUGUUGUUUUUGCUGUUGUUCGCGGUGCUCGGGGAAUAUGGCGAGGAUGCACGACCCAAGAUGCCGGGAGACAGCGCUGCCUCCGUGAAGCUCUACCCAUAUUUCCAGGAUGUUCACGUGAUGAUCUUCAUCGGUUUCGGGUUCCUGAUGACGUUCCUCAAGCGUUACGGUUUCGGCGCAGUCUCCAUCAACCUGCUUAUAGCCGCCUUCGUUAUUCAGUGGGCGUUUAUCGUACGGGGCAUUAUACACAGCGUUGCCCACGGUCAUGGGCACGCUAAGUUCCCAAUAUACCUUGGAGAGAUGCUGUCAGCUGAUUUCGCAGCUGCUACCGUAUUGAUCUCAUUCGGAGCCGUCCUUGGUAAAGCCAGUCCCAUCCAACUUAUCGUUAUGGCUUUAAUAGAAGUGGUGCUCGCGCAAAUCAACGAGUGGAUUGGGCUAGAUAUAUUCGGGGCGGUAGAUAUCGGUGAAUCUAUGUAUAUCCAUGCAUUCGGGGCGUACUUCGGUCUGGCGGUGGCCCGGGUGCUGUACAAUGACAAAUACGACGAGGCCCGGUCAGAGGGCUCCGUAUACCACUCGGACAUUUUUUCCAUGAUCGGAACGGUGUUUCUAUGGAUUUUCUGGCCGAGUUUUAACGGCGGGGCAGCUGACGGGGACGAACAACAGAGGGCGCUGAUCAACACCUACUUGUCCCUCGCCGCCUGUACGGUGGUCACAUUCGCUCUGUCACAACUCGUGGACAAGAGGGGAAAAUUAAAUAUGGUACACGUGCAGAACGCGACUCUUGCGGGCGGUGUGGCUUUAGGGACGUCUGCCAACAUGCCCCUGCAGCCCUGGGUAGCCAUGCUAAUAGGAUGUAUCGCCGGAACAAUCUCUGUCGUAGGAUACCAGUAUUUGACGCCAGUGCUUCACAGCAAACUGAAAAUUCACGACACUUGCGGUGUGAACAACCUGCACGGGAUGCCGGGGAUCCUGGCGGGCCUCGUUGGUGCCAUCAUGGCCGCCAUGGCCUCCACGGACGGCUGGGGAGAGAGCGUGUACGAGAUAUUCCCUCUAAUGAUUCCGAUGGAAAAUUCGACCGAGUACGCAUCAGCGGUGGCUAAUUUUAGCGUUACAGCUCCGGGGCCGGGACGGUCCAGCACCACACAGGGAGGGUACCAGAUGCUCGCCCUCGUUAUCACACUUGUCAUCGCAAUAGUGGGCGGAGCUCUCACAGGUCUCCUGCUUAGAAUGCCAUGCUUUGACAACGUGGAUGGAAAGCAAAUGUUUGAUGACAGGGAGUUCUUCAUUGUCGAGGGGCAGGGGUUCCCUAGCAACGAGGAAGAAGCCAUUGAGGAGGGCAACGACACGAAACUGCGCAUGCUCAGCGACUAGAUACUUAACUCAUUAUGAUCUUUAAAUGACCAACACUAUGCAUAUGAAUAAGUCUGCAAUCUGACUCGAUACAAAACUACGCGUUAAAGUCGGAAAUGACUUCCUAAACUCCUUAUCAUCAACAACGAAACAAAACGACUUCUUUACAACCAAUGAUCCGCAACGAAACGGAAAUGGUCAACAAACCAAUGACUAUAGCUAUGCAAUAAUUUACUCCUCAUAUAAAUGAUAAACAGCUACAUAAGAAUCUUUAUUCUGAAUUUUUAAAAACUCAAACAUGUCGGAAACGAACUCUGUAACUCCGUAUCAUCAACAAAAAAGAUGAUCGACGUCAUUUCGGAAUCGAACCAUUACUCCAUAUCUUUUAAUUGACUUUAACCGAUUAUUAUGUUAACAGACUUGUGCGUGGUAAUUUGUAGUAUGAUAAAUAUUUUACCUUUUACGGUCAUGAAAUAUAUGUUACAUUUAUAUAUAAUAGUUCAUUUAUCUAGCAUAUCAUGUAUUUAAUACUCAUUUAAAAACAGUUCACAAUUAUCUUGCCAUUAUGAAAUCAUCUUUAAACUUCGAAACAAAUCGUUAGCUUCUUUUUUAAUUAUUUGUUUGAAUGAUUUCAGUUGGGUUUUUUGAGAAAAAGUGUAUGUUAAGUACAAGCAUUUAUCUGAAAAAUUACAUACAUAUGAACCCGAAUAUAUGUGUAUCCAUUACUGCAUUUAUAUAUAUACAUGUAUACAUGUGAAGUGACAAUCGUAACAUUAUGUAUUAUUCAUGUAAUCAAAAUUGACUGUAUUUGACUCGUAUUUUAUACAAUGAAAAUAAUAAAAACAAA
This is a messenger RNA of Mya arenaria, 2642 nucleotides long. RefSeq names its product ammonium transporter Rh type A-like. The record is from RefSeq and is a predicted model, not a curated record. Gene Ontology annotation, molecular function: ammonium channel activity. Gene Ontology annotation, biological process: ammonium homeostasis; ammonium transmembrane transport. The transcript has 9 exons. The coding region runs from base 398 to 1816 and encodes 472 amino acids. NCBI's taxonomy places the organism in Eukaryota, Metazoa, Mollusca, Bivalvia, Myida, Myidae. Gene Ontology annotation, cellular component: plasma membrane.